Molecule: messenger RNA, 1349 nt
Organism: Darwinula stevensoni
Lineage: Eukaryota; Metazoa; Arthropoda; Ostracoda; Podocopida; Darwinulidae
Source: the annotation of a GenBank genome assembly
CAUGUUCACGUGUUCCUGUAGACAUGGCUCAAGACCCUGUGACGGGGAAUCUGACCAUCGCCGCUUCGACUGCUCUCGCCACCGCCACCACCCCCAGUGGGACGACGGAAGCGGAGGCAGUGGUCAUCCCGGACCCUAUUUACGUGUCCAUUCUCAAGGGUCUCGUCAUGACGUCUAUCAUCUUGACCUCCAUAUUCGGCAAUCUCCUGGUCAUCAUUUCUGUCUCUCGGUUCCGGAAGCUCCGCAUCAUCACAAACUACUUCGUGGUCUCUCUGGCUUUUGCCGACAUGCUGGUCGCCCUCGUGGCCAUGGGGUUCAACGCAAGUGUUCAGAUCUCGGGGAGAUGGAUAUUUGGCUACCGCAUGUGUGAUGUCUGGAACUCGUUCGACGUGUAUUUUUGCACAGUCUCCAUUCUCCACUUGUGCUGCAUCAGUGUCGACCGAUACUUGGCGAUCGUGAAGCCCUUGGAUUACCAUAGAAUGAUGACUGGUAAGAAAGUGGCAAUCAUGCUGGCUCUUGCAUGGAUUCUUCCGGCUUUCAUCUCAUUCCUGCCGAUCUUCAUGGGAUGGUACACGACGAGCGAGCACCUGCAAGAACGCGCUGCUAAUGUCAAUAUGUGUGUAUUUGUCGUGAAUCAAGUGUAUGGGAUUAUCUCUUCCUCGGUGAGCUUCUGGAUCCCUACUGUGAUCAUGGUUUGCAUGUACGGACGGAUUUUCGUGGAAGCCGAUCGUCAAGAACGGAUGCUUUAUCGGAACAGUCUCUUCCUCACGGCCAUGGUCACCUUAGAUGGCCUUGCCGGUCAAGCCAUGAAGGGUCGCUCGUUGCACAAGAUGAAACGGGAGCAUAAGGCGGCCAAGACCCUGGGGAUCAUCAUGAGUGCUUUCAUCAUCUGCUGGCUCCCGUUCUUCACCUGGUACGUGACGAUGUCCCUGUGCGGCGUGGAGCACUGCCAGUGCCCCGACAUCGUCGUCGACGUCCUCUUCUGGAUCGGCUACUUCAAUUCCACUCUCAACCCCAUCAUCUACGCUUAUUUCAACGUGGAUUUCCGGCAGGCCUUCAAAAGGACUCUGGAGGACGUUUUCUGUUCCACGUGCUGUAAGGCAAGAUUCAGCUGUCGGGAUCCCUACGAAGUUUCCGCCGGUGGCGGCCCUCAUCCCCUGGGAAGGAGACGGAGUUCUUCGUGCGAGAAUCCAGCCAAAUUUUCCCGAAAAACCAGCUUCAUAGACAUGAAAGAAUUCUUGUCCGUUCACAACGGACUGAGCAGUAAAAAGAACUCUCCGUUGGGCGAGAAGCCGCCGACUCCAUCUCAAGAUCCGGAAUCCCAGAAUGCGGCGGCCUCCACCUCUCUA